Molecule: messenger RNA, 794 nt
Organism: Impatiens glandulifera
Lineage: Eukaryota; Viridiplantae; Streptophyta; Magnoliopsida; Ericales; Balsaminaceae
Product: 40S ribosomal protein S14-2
Exons: 6
Coding region: 141-593 (150 amino acids)
Biological process (GO): ribosomal small subunit assembly; translation; maturation of SSU-rRNA from tricistronic rRNA transcript (SSU-rRNA, 5.8S rRNA, LSU-rRNA)
Cellular component (GO): cytosolic small ribosomal subunit; ribosome
Molecular function (GO): mRNA 5'-UTR binding; small ribosomal subunit rRNA binding; structural constituent of ribosome
Source: RefSeq, a predicted model, not a curated record
GUUAUAUUAAAUUGAAACCCUAGUUAUAUAUAUUUUCAUCUUCUCCUUCAAUUCCAUCUUCCUUACAGGUUUCUGAAGAUCGCCGCGUCAGAGUUCUCUUAUCUCAAUUUCUUCAUCCGAUCUGCCGAUUUCUUUCAGCCAUGUCGAAGAGAAAGAACAGAGAGCCUAAGGAAGAAACCGUAACUCUUGGCCCUGCUAUUCGUGAGGGAGAACUUGUUUUUGGCGUUGCACACAUCUUCGCAUCCUUUAACGACACAUUUAUCCAUGUGACCGAUUUGUCUGGACGUGAAACACUUGUCCGCAUUACUGGUGGGAUGAAGGUGAAAGCUGACAGAGAUGAAUCAUCUCCAUAUGCUGCUAUGCUUGCAGCUCAAGAUGUUUCUGUUAGAUGCAAGGAACUUGGAAUAACUGCUCUUCAUAUCAAGCUCCGAGCCACUGGUGGAAACAAAACCAAAACCCCUGGUCCUGGUGCACAAUCAGCCUUGAGGGCUCUUGCCCGUUCAGGCAUGAAAAUUGGCCGCAUUGAGGAUGUUACUCCAAUUCCCACUGACAGCACUCGCCGAAAGGGUGGAAGGAGAGGAAGGAGGCUGUAAACCUAUGGAAUUAUUUAUAUUUUCACAUCAUGUUUUAGUUGAAAAAACAUUUGCAAUUGAAGGUUUCUUCUUUUAUCAUCAGAUUGGAAUUUUGUGAACUAGUAGUUGUUUUUUCCUCAGCUAAUCUUGAACAUGUUCUAUAUAUCUGAAUUUAUUUUGAGAUAAUGUUUUGUUAGAUCUUUAUGCAAUUUUAUGUUUUGU